Messenger RNA from Amoebophrya sp. A25, 5097 nucleotides. Lineage: Eukaryota; Dinophyceae; Syndiniales; Amoebophryaceae. The record is from the annotation of a GenBank genome assembly.
GCGAACUUGAAAACUUUAGCUGGAUUGUCCACUUCCAGUGCAACAUCAAGCAUUAUGUACAGUUCUGUUUUUUGAAACAAGAAGGUGAAAGUUCGCUGUAAAAAUUUUCAUGCGGUGUGGAGGCACUCUAUUUCUUGAUUGGGGAUCUAUCUCAUACAGGAAAAGAAUGAGGGCGUUAUGAUUCGGAGCGUGCAACUUGUACAAACAAGCCUGGCACGAUGCCGUGCUGGUUUGGCCUUGUGUAACCACGAUUAAUGUGGGUGCUCCGAAUCCGGUGAAGCUAGUUCUUCUAAGAAGCUCAAGCUGCUAGUAAAAGAGUGACUCACGACGACUGUUCUUGUUGCAUGUUCCAGGAGGCACAUCGCGAAAGAUGUUGUCCCGAGAGACCGCGAGCAGUCUCCUUUACUUCUCUUGUCGUGUCGCUGUUGUGACCCUCCUGACUGCGAGCAGCCAUGACAGUCUUUCUUUCGCAGAGUCGCUCGGGGCGACGAGCGCCGGGGUAGCCGACGGCAAGGGAACUAAACGACAUCCACAUCCAGAUGCAGAUUUUGACCACUCUUCGGAGGAUCAUCUCGAAUGGUACUCUCGUCGAGCCCAUUAUUGGUCCCUGGAGGGGAAGUGUCCAGCUGAUGCCGGCUGCCAUGGGCCUCCCGAACAGGCGCUCCGCAACAGGCGGAGAGCGGAGGCAGCGCGCUUUACUAAGGAGGUCUUCGGGGCGCCGAUCACGGUUUCGGAGACUUGGAACCCGGAGGGCAAGGAAUUCGGACACACCUACCAGCCGGUACGCCACUGGCCAGAAGGCAGGGAUCAAACCAAAGAGGAAAAACAUCAAGCACAUGCAGGGUAGCAUGCCUUUUGUAGGACAGCAAUGUAUAAGUCUCGAAUUGCACCUAUAAUGCUCUUCGAAAUUGCCAUUCAGAAAAGCAAAUACUUUCCUCGCAUCCAUCAGGUAUUGCUUUAAUAGCUGGACGUCGGAUUCCUUACCGCUUGUACGACCUGUUCCCGAGGGACAUCACGCUCAGUGCACCGAUUACUCCAAGACCACACCGGCAGUUAUGAGUCGAUGCCGUGGUGGACUCUUCACUCCUCCUUUUUUAACUGAUACAAAGAUCGAUAGCCAUACAGGUUCUCAGUCUGAGAUAGAAAGUAGACUCUGGUGGUGGUUCUAAGUGCUUGUCGAGAACAAAGAGACUAGUAUCAAACACCUUGAUACAACACCCGCGUUGGUUUUCUCUAAAUUGUAACUGCGCAAGAUAUUCCAUAACCAGACGGUUUCGGUUGUGAUUGUGUUUUUCAACGAGCUGCUCUCGACGUUGAUUCGGUCUGUUGUGACGGUCUUGAACCGCACCCCUGACUGUCUCUUGGAGGAGAUGAUUCUUGUGGAUGACCACUCAGACUACGCUUUGAAGCCGGAUUUGGGAGAUAAACUGCGCACGUUCGUCACCAAGGAUACGAAAAAGACGAAGCUGAUGCGGCUUCCAAAACGCGAAGGCUUGAUGCGCGCGCGUGUGGCGGGCGCGCGGGCUGCUGUAGGCGAGUACGUUGUUUUCCUGGAUUCGCAUAUUGAGGCUCGACCGCAGUGGCUCGAACCCUUGUUGGCUCAUAUGCUCAAAGAUCCAAAUAACGUCGUUACACCGAGCAUCGAGACAAUCGGAUCAGACGAUCUUCACUACAACGGUAUGGCGGGUGGCGGCCUCGGCGUCCUGGGAUUUACAUGGAAACUCGGACAAACGCCGGUGUCCGGCAGAAGACAGAGUCAGUACUUCAUCGAGUAGAGUACACCUCAGACAAUGAUAAAGGCGUGAAUUUCUAGGAAGAAAGUACCCUUGCAGGGGACGCUAUAGUUGCUUACUCAAAUUUUUCAACACCGUAGCUAUUGAAACCUGAAGUCUCGCAUUUUGGCUCAAGGAUGGUGCCAGGGUGGGAGGUGCACGUACAAUUCAAGAACGAUGGGGGCUGAGAAAUCUUUUUGCCCGACGAGCUAAAGGCGUUGAUGCCUGUGCCAUUCUUCGAAGUUAAGAGUGCAGCUGUGGCGAGGUGCAGGUGGCUUCGGUUUUCGCGCUAAAGUGGAUUUGCAGGCUGAGAAGGAUGAUGAGGAGACUCUUGUUGAUGACAUGUCUUCAUGUUGUGGCUGUGGUGACUCCGUCGGAUCCUGUACGACUUGCACGAAUUGAAAUCAAACGUUGAAAUGGAAAGGUGAACAUCAGGAUGAGUGAUAUGUACUGCUCAGACCUAAGCGCCCACUUCUUGCACAUAUGUUGUCUCAACAUGCUGCUUUGAAGUGGUUAUGCCGUGACUAGUUCACGAUGAUCGUAGUUUUUAGUACGGAUUUGGAGUCCUGCUUCAAUUCUUUUGGACUGCUCGGCCAUUGUCGGGCCUCCGCUGAUAAUAAGCACCAACUUCCCUUCUGGGGUUUGUCCUGCUUAUUUUCAUUGCAAAGUAUAUUAGCGUUGCGCUUCGUGACUUCAUAUUAUUGGAGGCUGCAGGGUGUCGUCGUAUAGUCUAGGGGUUGGCAUGCUAGCCAAUGAUAGACUUCAUGGAAUGGAAUGCUUUUUCAAAUCGUUCUGAAUAGCGACGCAGUACCACGGCAACAUAAAACAAGGUAUGCACCCUCGGCAUCACCCAUCAUGGCCGGGGGGCUUUUUGGCGCUUCCAGAACGUUUUUCUUGGAGGAUCUUGAGGGCUACGAUCCGGAAUUUCAGCUCUACGGCGGCGAAGAGAUGGAAAUCGGGUUUAAAGUUUGGCAAUGCCAUGGACGCAUAGGUACAAAUCUGUUUGGGACCGUACUCAUUAUGCGAUGACGAAGAUAUUCCAAAUCCAAAAUUACUGUCUAGUCCCAUGUUCCAAAAUUGCUGACUCUUCUACAUGUUGGAACUUGACACCAUCUUCAGACGCACAUCAUAAAGCUUUUACAUUCAGAUUACAUUCCCUGUUCUGCAAUCGGGCACAUCUUCCGGACAUCUGAGCACUGGCAGGGACAGGUGUUUCCUGUCGCGCAGGAAGUUAUUUGGCGUAACAAGCGUCGUGCGGCUGCGGUCUGGAUGGAUGAGUAUGAGGAUCUUGCGAAAAUCGUCAUGGGAUCUGCACGAGGCCACCCGCUUGGUGAUCUGUCCCAUCCGAAGCGCAUUCGCGAAAAGCUGAAGUGCAAAGACUUCCAUUGGUACGACAUUCUUCUCCAUUUGUGGUUAUCAUACGCAAGCUGUGGCCUUGGGUAAAUUGUUGUAUCUGUUGAUGUGAUGUAAUUGGUGCUUGUGUAAUCGAAAAAAGAAGACUCGCCCACAUUGAUGCAGGUACAUGCAGGAGAUUUAUCCUGAGAUGUAUGUGCCUGGGGGAUUGCGGGAGAAAAUUACUGCUGCGCGCGACGCGGCGGGGAAAGCAGCGCCUCAGGGCGAUGAGGCAAGCAAAGUAACGAAGCAUGACAGCACGGUCGUUCUGUCUGACGCACGCGCAGGGACGCAAGAGAGCUCUGCGUUAGUGAGCGAGAAAGAGCAAUUUUUGACGGACAACAACGUUGCUGCGGCGGCGUCCACUGUUCGCUCAGAACUCCAGAAGAUCAUGUGUGCGGGAAGUGUGAGGUCUGAGGCGAAGCCCCACGUCUGCUUCGAUACGCUGGGCGCGAAUCACAACGGCGAGAGGCUUGGCGCGUACCCAUGUUAUGUUGCUUGACCAUGUUGUGAUCCUUUUAUCCCUCUUGAUAGCAAUGGGUUCAUUAUGCUCUUUCUGUUUGCAAUCAGCUCAUCAUAUUAAAACCAGCUUUGAAGUACUUACUUAAAAGUCUAUCAAGUACAUCUACAUGUUUGUGGUUGGUGGAGCGUGACUCUAAGCGUAUCACGACCAGAAUGGGUCUCAGGCGUUUUUGGCUAUCAGCGGUAAUUUGCGCAUUGGUGUCGGAGAAUAUCGAGGUUGUGGCGUUGCCAAGAGAGAGGAGAACACGGACUGGCAACCGCAAGUGAACAACACCCGUCAGGAUGACUCUUAAGGCCACUGAAAAUUCAAUCGACUACAUUUACAGACUGAGUGUAUUUGAGUUGCGAUUUUAGAUGUGAAGAAGGUUCAUGUUUGAUGUUGGUUGAUAGCGAGUGUUACGACGGUAAAAAACUAUGUAAAAAUAGCUACUCUAAGGACAUGAAGACGCAGCGGAUUCAGCCGAGAAGACGAAAAGGGGCGGUUCCCGCUAUACUCCUUGGGAACUGGUGUGGGGGUCAUGUGCUGCCGAAGACGAGACCCCCAGUGCGGAAGCAGUGGAGCAGGACGGCCGCCGCAAGUGGCAGAAUGAGGCAACGCGGGCCCUCCUUGCGUCCGAUGUAGCGCGUUCUACGGUUUUGCUAGAGAAAAAUCGUGCCAAGAGCGGCCUAAACCAGCGUCCCGUUCGCUUCGUCGCCAAAGAGGAGGGGGCUGGCAUGUUUGUCAUUGCGGGAACGACAAAGUGCCUGCAGUUUGAGGACAAGCCGAGUGACAAGAGCCCGCAUACGCUCCUGUUUUCCAAGUGCAACAUCGAUGUCCCGGCGCAGCUUUGGAGAUGGAAAGAGCCGGCUGACUAAUCGGCGAUUCGAUGUGAGAAGGAUCUGGAACUCUGCAUUUUUGCAAUCGCAUAUUCAUCGUAGUCUUCAUAUUUUUCUUUUCCUCCUCGUACUAGUAAUUAGAACUGCAAGUUUCAUAUGGAAGCCAUUUUUAUCAAAUGAUAAAUAGGACCUCGCCAGACUCCAACCUAAGACACAGACUCUAGCUAUUAGAUCUCGUGUUCCUCAUCUGUUAUUCGUAUUCCGAUGGGACAUAUAGAUACCUCUGACUCUGUUAGCUUACAUGAUGUUGAUGAUGAUUUCCCUGUUCAUUAUUUCCAUGAAUUUAUUUCGAGGGUCCAUUGAAGAUGCAAUGGCCAACGCUAAUGUCACGAUGACUUCUUCCAAUUUUCAAAAAACCCAAGAUCGAUUAGCGUGCGAAAAAUGCACACGACACGGACACAACUCCAAAGAAAUCCAGCUGGAAGGAGCACGCACCUAAAGGGUUGCACUAUCUAAGAGAGCUUGUUUUGAUGUUUAUUACUAUGGACUAGUCUUUGUGAUCAUCGAUCGACUCUACUUCGCAGUGACCGUCGAG